AUGACCACGGCGACGGAAAUGGUCGGCGGGCAGAGCGAUGAUGUUCAUCAGCCGCCCGCGCAUAUCCCGCCGGCUCCGAUGGGCGACUACGUCUUCCCCGAACUACGCCUGAAGCGCAAGAUGAACGACCCGGAGAAGACUCCGCUCCUGCUGGUGGCCUGUGGCUCUUUCUCGCCCAUCACAUAUCUCCACCUGCGCAUGUUUGAAAUGGCCGCCGACUACGUCAAGUUCAGCACCGAUUAUGAACUCAUCGGUGGCUAUCUGUCGCCGGUAUCAGAUGCCUAUCGCAAGGCUGGUCUGGCGAGUGCUGAGCACCGGGUUGCAAUGUGUCAAUUGGCUGUCGACCAAACCUCGGACUGGUUGAUGGUCGACACCUGGGAACCGAAUCAGAAGGAGUACCAACCGACCGCCGUGGUCCUGGACCAUUUUGAUCACGAGAUCAAUACCGUUCGGGGAGGCGUGGAGACUGCCGACGGAAGUUGGAAGCCCGUGAGGAUCGCGUUGCUGGCGGGCGCCGAUCUCAUUCACACCAUGUCCACUCCCGGCGUGUGGAGUCAAAAGGAUCUGGAUCACAUCCUGGGCAAAUACGGCUCCUUCAUCGUGGAACGAAGCGGAACCGAUAUCGAUGAAGCCCUGGCGAGUUUGCAGCCGUGGAAGGAGAACAUUCAUGUGAUUCAGCAAUUGAUUCAGAACGACGUGAGCAGCACCAAGAUUCGCCUCUUCCUGCGCCGCGAGAUGAGUGUUCGCUACCUGAUUCCGGUGCCCGUCAUCCACUAUAUCGAACAGCAUCAUCUCUACGAAGAUGAUGGCACGUCGAAUGAAAAGGGCAAGGAGCGGCAGGACGCUGGUAAGUCAGGGUGA
This is a messenger RNA of Penicillium diatomitis, 861 nucleotides long. Its product is annotated as nicotinamide/nicotinic acid mononucleotide adenylyltransferase. The coding region runs from base 1 to 861 and encodes 286 amino acids. Gene Ontology annotation, biological process: NAD+ biosynthetic process. Gene Ontology annotation, molecular function: nicotinate-nucleotide adenylyltransferase activity; nicotinamide-nucleotide adenylyltransferase activity. NCBI's taxonomy places the organism in Eukaryota, Fungi, Ascomycota, Eurotiomycetes, Eurotiales, Aspergillaceae. The transcript is spliced from 3 exons. The record is from RefSeq and is a predicted model, not a curated record.